GUCAAUACAUCCGCCGCCCCAGUUAUAGCCCAAUACGUCCCAACAUCAUCAGCUACCACAGCAGCAACAAUAAUGCGCCAUCCCACACUAACCCCCAUCGGUGCAUCAUCUGUCAAUAACGCUGGUGGACAAAUGAUUUAUACAACAUCAUCUGGCGAUGUUAUUACAGCCGGUUCACAAAAGAUCUACCUACAAAAAGCUCCCGUAUCCGUUACUUCAGGCACUCAGGGUGUUAAUAUCAUUAAUACAAGUAGUGGUCAACAAUUAACAGUACAAAAUAUUGCCGGUGUUCAACACAUAAGUUCGGCAACGGGUGGCAAUGGUUCGACAUCGACGGGUCCCUUAAUCGUUACGACAUCAGCUCGCAAUGCCGUUCAGCAGCUGUCGCAACAACAACAGCAACAACUGGUCGGUCAGGCGACACAACAAAUUGUUUGGCGUCAAAUAGGUUCGACAAAUGUAACGACCAAUCCUGCCGGUAUGUUGACGGGCACCGCAAAUACUGAUGGUACGGUUGCGGGAACUGGCAAUAAAAUAGUCUGGACAAGUCGUCCGGCUCAGAAGAGGCAGCUAAAUGGUCCCGAGAGCACAGACAUCAACAAGUUGCUAUUAAAUCGUAAAUUUUCACAACGAAAAAUUGUACAACAACAACCGCAAUUGUUGCAACAGCAACAACAAACACAAGAUGAUGAUUUGUCCGGUGUUAUGUAA
This is a messenger RNA of Lucilia sericata (common green bottle fly), 711 nucleotides long. RefSeq lists its product as uncharacterized. NCBI's taxonomy places the organism in Eukaryota, Metazoa, Arthropoda, Insecta, Diptera, Calliphoridae. The transcript has 2 exons. The record is from RefSeq and is a predicted model, not a curated record. The coding region runs from base 73 to 711 and encodes 212 amino acids.